UUUACAUUCAGGCUCCCUGUAGCAGUUUUAUAGUUUUACUGUAACACGGUCAUGAGCGGGUUCACCUGAGAGGUCAGCGAGGAGGAGAAGGAGAGCUUGACCUUCGCAGGGUGGGUUCAAUACUCUGGCAUCUGAGGGACAGUGGACAUCAAGCCAUCGCUGGGCCUCUAAGGCACAUAGUGUUCUACCCUACCUUUUUUUUAGAGCAGCUCCCCAUCUGAAGCAGGGCUGCCACUCUACCUUCCCCUCCUCCCAACAUAAUCCUUCUGUAACGGUAUGGGUUUUCAGUCAGAUACUGUCCAAUCUCUCCUCCUGUUUCCUGUCCACCUUGUGGUGUGGCUCUACUCUGUCAUCUCCUUCCUACCAUGGUACUACAUCACCGGGGCUGGCCAGAGGAACACAAUGUCCAAGCGGGUCAAGGCCCGCUCCACUACAGGCUGUGCGGAGGGACCCUACCGCUCCGUGGAUCACUUCGACAAGCUGGCCAAGGAAGACCUGCCUGGCAAGGACACUCUAGAUAAGUUGUUCACAUUCGCUGUGGAGCGCUUUGGAGAUUCGCCGUGUCUUGGCACCAGGGAUGUCCUGAGCGAAGAAAACGAGAUACAGCCCAACGGGAAAGUUUUUAAAAAACUGAUCCUUGGUGAUUAUAAAUGGCUCUCCUACAAUCAAAUUGACUCUCUGGUCAGUCAGUUUGGCAGCGGAUUGGCAGCUCUCGGACAGCAACCCAAAAGCACCAUUGCAAUCUUCUGCGAGACCAGAGCGGAGUGGAUGAUAACUGCCCAAACGUGCUUUAGGCAUAAUUUCCCAUUGGUGACAUUCUAUGCAACAUUGGGAGAGGAGGCAAUUGAGUUUGGACUGAAUGAAACUGGAGUUUCACAUCUUGUUACCAGUGUGGAGCUGCUAGAGACCAAACUAAAAAAUGUGCUUCCAAAUAUCCCAAAACUGAAACAUAUAAUCUAUGUGAACAAGAAGAAAAUGACCACAGAGGGCUUCCCAGCAAGACUCUCUAUCCACAGUAUGCAAGAAGUGCAAAAUCUGGGUGCGCUCCCGGAACAUGCAAGAAAGGAAGUUGUGAAACCGCAGCCGUCGGACCUGGCAGUGGUCAUGUACACCAGCGGUUCCACUGGGCGUCCCAAAGGAGUCAUGAUUAUCCACAGUAAUUUGAUUGCAGGAAUGACGGGCCAAUGUGAGCGCAUCCCAGGACUUGGCCCAAAGGAUAUUUACAUUGGCUACCUGCCUCUGGCUCAUGUUCUGGAGAUGACUGCGGAGAUCAGCUGUGUCACAUACGGAUGUCCAAUAGGCUACUCUUCCCCACACACGCUGUCCGAUCAGUCCUCAAAAAUCAAGAGAGGAAGCAGUGGUGACACCACUGUGCUGAAACCCACGCUGAUGGCAGCUGUGCCCGAAAUUUUGGAUCGCAUAAACAAGAAUGUGAUGAACAAAGUGCAGGAGAUGAGCUUUGUUCAGAAGAUGGUGUUCAACCUCGGCUACCAAUACAAACUGAAGCAGAUCAAGAGAGGCUACGAUGCACCGCUCUGCAAUGCCCUGUUGUUCAACAAAGUGAGGAAGCUGCUGGGCGGGCGAGUGCGGUUGAUGCUGUCGGGAGGAGCUCCUUUGUCCCCAGCUACACAGCGGUUCAUGAAUGUGUGCUUCUGCUGCCCCGUGGGCCAAGGCUAUGGCCUCACUGAAACCUGUGGAGCGGGCACCAUCACUGAGGUUGCAGAUAGAAGCACCGGCCGUGUCGGAGCGCCACUUAUUUGCUGUGAGUUGAGAUUGCGGGACUGGGCUGAAGGCGGCUACACCAGCAAAGAUAAACCGAACCCCAGAGGAGAGGUCCUGAUUGGCGGCCCAAAUGUGACCAUGGGUUACUUCAAGUAUGAGAGUAAGGAUGAGGACUUUUUUGUGGACGAAAAUGGUCAAAGAUGGUUUUGCACUGGAGAUGUUGGCGAGAUUCAUUCAGAUGGCUGUCUACAAAUAGUAGACCGUAAGAAAGACCUGGUCAAACUGCAAGCAGGGGAAUACGUGUCUCUCGGUAAGGUGGAGUCGGCCCUGAAGAACAGCUCCCUCAUAGACAACAUCUGUGUUUACGCUAACAGUGACCAGAACUACGUGAUCAGCUUUGUGGUUCCUAACCAGAAGCGGCUGACGGAACUGGCCAAGCAGAGAGGACUGGUCACAGAUUGGGAGGAAAUCUGCAUACAUGCCGACAUGGAGGAGGUGGUCUUGAGGGAGAUCAAGGAGGUUGCUGCUAAAAUUAAACUGCAGCGCUUUGAAAUUCCCGCGAAGGUCCAUCUGAGCCCGGAGCCGUGGACGCCUGAGAUGGGUCUUGUCACUGACGCGUUCAAGUUGAAGCGGAAAGAGCUUAAGAACCACUAUCGCCACCACAUCGAGAGGAUGUAUGGGGGCAAAUAACAGUCACAUUUUCUCCCGAGAGGCUUUAUUUCAGCUUGACCACUUUUUUGCCUGUAGUUUUCCUGUGAAGUGUAUGGGUUUCUUUGCUGUCUGUGUUUCAGAGGCACACAAAUGAAAAUGGGCUGAACAGGGAAGUUAGUUUUUGAUCCCCCUGUGCCACUGGCAUGUUAAAAGGAGGAUGGUUACAGAUGACCAGGGAAGUAACUUUGUCACCCUUACAAAAUAUCACCCCUCCAUGUGUUGAUAAUGCUGUGCUAUGUUAAGGUCAAUGAACUAUUAAUGAAAGCGAUGCUCUUUUGUAUUAGGAGUACUGAUGUUACUGUGCCUUCAGUCUGUAGCGGAAUUGUGUGGCGUCUUGGUAACAAGCAGUCGAGUGUUUCUAUGGCCAUGCUAGAAGUUUACAUGAAGCAUUAGGUCACUUAACACUCCUAUCCAGAGAGAUGCUUGAUGACCUGGACUUAACUUAUUCUGGCAAUUUUUUUUCAUGCUAUUUAUGUCAAUUGAUGCUGAAAAAAGACCAAAUGUCUAACCAUAAAUGACUCAGGAACACCAGGAGCAGAUGUUUUAUUUUUGGACACUGCCAAAAAUGGUUUGCUUGCACUUACAGCACAUGCUGAGCAGCUUAUUUUGUUCAAGAUAGAUGGUUAAAAAAAACAUGCCUGGUGGCAGCAGCCACAUUUUUAGCCUUUAUAAAGGGGAAACUUACCAUGUCAUUAUGAGUGUUUUGUAUGUAUUUUCAUGAACAUGUUUGUAUACUGUACACAAACCACUCCAUUCUGAUCAUGGGCCUUAUUGUUCAAGCUUUUCCUGAAAAUAAAACCUUUCAUAUGAAA
Messenger RNA from Hippocampus comes (tiger tail seahorse), 3245 nucleotides. It is a transcript of the gene acsl4a, whose product is annotated as acyl-CoA synthetase long chain family member 4a. Gene Ontology annotation, biological process: long-chain fatty acid metabolic process; neuron differentiation; long-chain fatty-acyl-CoA metabolic process. The transcript has 15 exons. The record is from RefSeq and is a predicted model, not a curated record. Gene Ontology annotation, cellular component: plasma membrane; endoplasmic reticulum; lipid droplet. The coding region runs from base 277 to 2412 and encodes 711 amino acids. Gene Ontology annotation, molecular function: arachidonate-CoA ligase activity. NCBI's taxonomy places the organism in Eukaryota, Metazoa, Chordata, Actinopteri, Syngnathiformes, Syngnathidae.